GUUCUCCAUCAAGCAAGCAAUACCAUUCUUACUCUCACUCAAAGGCAAAAAAACAAGCUUCUCUUGCACUUUCAGAACACUUUGUAAUCACUAAAAACAACACCCAUACCCUCUUUUUCCUAUUUCAAUCAUGGAAGGUGUUGCCACCGCCAAGACUGUUCGCCCAAGCUCUCCCAAAAGGGCUUUUGUUACAUUCUUGGCAGGGAACGGGGACUACGUUAAGGGCGUGGUUGGGUUAGCCAAGGGGCUGAGGAAGGUUAAGAGCAAGUACCCACUUGUGGUGGCGGUCUUACCCGACGUUCCAGAUGACCACAAGAAGAUCCUAGUGGAUCAGGGGUGCAUAGUCAAGGAGAUCGACCCUGUUUACCCACCUGAGAACCAGACCCAGUUUGCCAUGGCCUACUAUGUCAUCAACUAUUCCAAGCUACGUAUCUGGGAGUUUGUGGAGUUUUCCAAGAUGAUAUAUUUGGACGGAGACAUCCAAGUGUUUGAUAAUAUAGAUCACUUGUUUGACAUGGAAGAUGGCUACUUUUAUGCUGUGAUGGAUUGCUUCUGUGAGAAAACAUGGAGCCACACCCCACAGUACAAGAUUGGCUAUUGCCAGCAGUGCCCUGAUAAGGUUCAGUGGCCUUCUCGGUUGGGUCCUAAGCCUCCUCUUUACUUCAAUGCUGGAAUGUUCGUAUAUGAACCAAACCUUUCUGUCUAUGGCGACCUCUUGACAACACUCAAAGUUACCCCUCCUACCCCUUUUGCUGAGCAGGAUUAUCUGAACAUGUAUUUCAGGGACAUAUACAGACCCAUUCCACCAAUUUACAACUUGGUGAUGGCCAUGCUAUGGCGCCACCCAGAGAACAUUGAGCUAGAAAAAGUGAAGGUUGUUCACUACUGUGCAGCUGGGUCCAAGCCCUGGAGAUUUACUGGUAAAGAAGAUAACAUGGACAGGAAAGACAUUAAGACGCUGGUAACAAAAUGGUGGGACAUUUACAAUGACGAGUCGCUUGACUACGCAAAUGCUGUGGGUUACGGUGAAGCAGAAGAUGAACAAACAGGGCUAGAACCAUUUUUGGCAGCUAUGUCAGAUGCUUGCGUUGUUCAAUAUAUUAACGCCCCCUCUGCUGCUUAAAGUUGUGUCUUUUUCUUUUUUCUGUCCUUGCUUUUUAAAAUGGACAGAUUUUAUGAUGCUGUUAAAUUUAUUUGGUUUGAUUGUUAACAUUAACUUCUGUUUGUAAUCGUACGUUAUGUUAUAAUAUCAACAACACUUAUGUACAUA
This is a messenger RNA of Gossypium raimondii (Peruvian cotton), 1270 nucleotides long. Its product is annotated as galactinol synthase 2. Gene Ontology annotation, molecular function: glycosyltransferase activity. Bases 131 to 1123 code for a protein of 330 amino acids. NCBI's taxonomy places the organism in Eukaryota, Viridiplantae, Streptophyta, Magnoliopsida, Malvales, Malvaceae. The transcript is spliced from 3 exons. The record is from RefSeq and is a predicted model, not a curated record.